CAACUGACAGCAGAAACAGAUCGAAUGUAAAAGAAGUGUUUACUUUUGUGAAUUUGUUGAUACAAAUUUUUGCAUUUCUCAUAUAAUUUGUAUUUAUUUUAAUUCAAUUGAGGCGAAUAAACUAAAAAUAACCAUGGAAUUGGCUAUUCAAAAAGAUUGCGAGUCAAUAAUUGAAAGUUUCAUUGCAAAUGAAAAUCCUCGAUUCGAAUCAUUUGUUUAUCAAUGGAAAUCCACAUUAUUCCAGAGCAUUUAUUCUGGCCAAUCUCAUACAGUGGAAAUCAUUCAAUCCACAAAUGCCUGCAUUCACUAUGCCAAAAGAAUACUAUCAUCAAAAAGUACAUUACACAAAUUAGGAGCGCUAUUCUUGCUCUAUGCGAUUUAUUUCAAACAACCAACAGAUCGUUUCCAUAAGAUUGACAUCGAUAUAUCGGCUUGGAAGAAAUUGAAAGAAUUUGUAUUCAGUUUGGACAAUUCAACUUAUGGAGAUGAUGCAAAAUGCAUUUUCUGGGAACUCCUCAAAGAAAACGCAUUCAAGUUUGUUGCAUCCGAUACUUACUUUGGAUUAGAGAAUCUUUUAAAUUUGGACAAAAUCCGAAGUAAUGUUGUCAACCUUAGCACAUCCAUACACACCUUUCGCAAUGACAUGAGAUUCUUAAAUUCAUCACGGGGACUAUUUGUGGGAAUUCAAAAGCUUGAUGAUGGGUAUAAUGAAAUGAAGGAACUCAUUAAUCAAAAUAUUUCUGGUUCUACGAAUGAAGUUCGAUGUGUUGUGCCCAUAUCUAAAGGAUUUCAAGACCUCAAAAAGGCAUUUUCAAGACUUCAGUCAUUAAUUGACGAAAGUUAUAUUUCGUUAGUGGGGAAGAGAAAAAAGAAAAAGGAUAGGAACAUCAAGAAAGGAGGAGUUGGCAAACCAAAGCGUAAAACUAACAAACGUGUUUUCUUUCACAAAUAGAUGAUAUAGUUAAAAUGAAUUAUGUUUAGUUCUCUUUUAAGCUAUUUAUUCUUAAGACUUAUCCUGUAUAAAUAUUUUUUAGUAUUUAAAACAAUCAGUAUGGCAAAGUUAAUUUUAAAUAGAAAUUUUCCCUCGAAAAAUUUUCUUAACAUCUAAUUAAUAGCCUUAUUGUGAAUUACAACUAUCAAUCGAUAGUUGAUAAAUACUGAAAUUUGGGAAUUGUAAACCUAAUUUAUAGGAAAACUGGUCAACUUUUUAAUGAAUGGAACUUUGUAAUAACAUUUCAUUUAAUAACGGUUAGGACCAUUCUCUGCUUUCAAAACUUUUCUAAGUAAUAAGAAAUCGAAAUUUAGUUUUUAUCAACUAUCGAUUGAUAGUUGCAAAUCGCAAUAAGGCUGUAAAACUUUAAAUAUUUAAAUAAUGUUUAUGAAAUUUUUAUUAGUCUCUCUAUCGUUAACGCACCCUUAGGGUACGGCCACGUCCUGAGCGCCUGAGCUGAGCGGCAAAACUAAAUUAAAACAUCUAAAAAUGUAUUGGAGCGGCCGAGCGGUGAUUUAAUAUUCUCAGAAAGUGUGAGAUUUUGGACACAAUUUUUUUUUUAGAACGUCAUUAUUAGCGGUACCUUUCAUAGAACCGUUUUUUUUAACUCUGAAUUAAUAAAAUUUUGUAAAUUAGUAUAAUUCAUAAAAAUUUAAAGAAAUAAAUUUUUUGAUUUUUGAAAAAAUGUUGAUUUUUUUUCGAGACGAGUAAUUUUUUUUUGAAAUU
Episyrphus balteatus (marmalade hoverfly) is the source of this 1717-nucleotide messenger RNA. RefSeq lists its product as uncharacterized. The record is from RefSeq and is a predicted model, not a curated record. The coding region runs from base 134 to 952 and encodes 272 amino acids. The transcript has 3 exons. NCBI's taxonomy places the organism in Eukaryota, Metazoa, Arthropoda, Insecta, Diptera, Syrphidae. Gene Ontology annotation, biological process: snRNA transcription by RNA polymerase II; snRNA transcription by RNA polymerase III. Gene Ontology annotation, molecular function: sequence-specific DNA binding. Gene Ontology annotation, cellular component: snRNA-activating protein complex.